This is a messenger RNA of Erigeron canadensis, 1721 nucleotides long. RefSeq names its product cytochrome P450 714A1-like. Bases 14 to 1609 code for a protein of 531 amino acids. The transcript has 5 exons. Gene Ontology annotation, molecular function: heme binding; oxidoreductase activity, acting on paired donors, with incorporation or reduction of molecular oxygen; monooxygenase activity. NCBI's taxonomy places the organism in Eukaryota, Viridiplantae, Streptophyta, Magnoliopsida, Asterales, Asteraceae. The record is from RefSeq and is a predicted model, not a curated record.
ACAUCAAGCUAAAAUGAACACAAGUUUUCCUUCUUCUACUUCUUCUUACUCCUCAUUGGCUCUUUAUCUUGUAUAUCUGGGUCUACUUGUAAUUACCUUUUUAUCCUUGAACUUGUUGAACAUCUUAUGGGUGAAACCUCAAAGACUAAGAAAAAAGCUUGAAAGGCAAGGAAUAAGAGGUCCAAAACCUUCAUUUUUGUAUGGAAAUGUGAGUGAAAUGCAAAGGAUCCAAUCUUCUGCUAUUGCCAAGAAAGCUACUCAUCAUGAUACAAAGUCAAAUAUUAAUGUUGACUUUGUUGGUGAUGACUAUACUUGUGUUCUCUUCCCAUACUUUGAACAAUGGAGGAAACAAUACGGUUCAAUAUUUACUUACUCAAUAGGGAAUAAGCAACACUUGUAUAUUAAUGAUCCAGAGCUGGUUAAGGAAAUGAACCAGUCCAUCACACUUGGGCUAGGAAAACCUUCUUACGUCACCAAAAGACUGUCACCUUUGCUUGGCAAUGGAAUCUUGAGAUCAAAUGGACACUUUUGGGUCCACCAGAGGAAAAUAAUUGCUCCUGAAUUCUUCAUGGAUAAAGUCAAGGGUAUGGUUGGGCUAAUGUCAGAAUCGGUCGAACCACUUUUGAAAAAAUGGGAAAAAUGUAUUGAAGCUCAAAGUGACCGGCUAGCCGAAGUAAGAGUUGAUGAUGAUUUGAGAACUGUGUCUGCAGAUGUGAUCUCACGGGCUUGUUUUGGAAGCUCUUAUGCCAAAGGCAAAGAGAUAUUCUCCAAACUUAGAACCCUUCAGAAAACCAUCUCUUCCAAAGGCAUGCUAUUUGGCCUUUCUACUUUCGGGCAGAGGAAAGAUGUAAAGAGUUUGGAAAAAGGGUUAGAUUCCUUGAUAUGGGAGGCAGUGUGUGAAAGAAAAUGUCAAGAGACACCAUUGUUAAAGAAAGAUUUAUUGCAAAUGAUGUUGGAGGAAGCUAUGGACCAUUUUGCGAGUAAAGAAGAAAGCAAACAUUUUAUAGUCGAUAACUGCAAAAAUAUAUACUUUGCAGGACAUGAAUCUACAAGUGUGGCUGCAUCAUGGUGCUUGAUGCUGUUGGCCUUGUAUCCACAAUGGCAGACUAAAAUCCGUGAUGAAAUGUCUGAAGCUUGUCCUGAUGGUGUGCUUGAUGUGGAAUCACUCCCCAAGUUGAAAGCAGUAACGAUGGUGAUUCAAGAAGCAAUGCGGCUGUUCCCACCUGCAGCAUUUGUGUCAAGAGAGGCUCUAGAAAGGACACAGAUAGGACAUUUAGACGUGCCAAAAGGAGUAUGCAUAUGGAGCUUGAUCCCGACACUGCAUCGUGACCCUGAGAUUUGGGGUCCCGAUGCUCAUAAAUUUCGGCCCGAAAGGUUUGUAAACGGUGUUAUUAAAGCAUGCAAAGCCCCACAAGCUUAUGUUCCCUUUGGAGUUGGUGCUCGGUCUUGCUUAGGGAGAAACUUUGCAAUGGCUCAGUUGAAAGUUGUCAUCUCACUCAUCACAUCCAAAUUCACCUAUUCAUUGUCUCCAAGUUAUAAACAUUCUCCUAUUUAUAGAAUGGUAGUACAACCUGGGCAUGGUGUCAACAUCCUCAUUCGAAAAUUCUAACAAGAAUAGUAGAUUUAUAUAUAUAUAUAUAUAUAUAUUGUUUUAGGCAAAUUGUAUGCAUUCGAACAUAUAACACGUUUUGAAAUAAGAAUUAAGUGCAUAUUGCUGAUAA